Molecule: messenger RNA, 1194 nt
Organism: Closterium sp. NIES-67
Lineage: Eukaryota; Viridiplantae; Streptophyta; Zygnematophyceae; Desmidiales; Closteriaceae
Source: the annotation of a GenBank genome assembly
GAGAGUGAUGCGCUCGCACCACCUCCACCACCAUCGCCACCCCCACCACCCGUCCCUCCGCCACGCCGACGACCUGCCCGCUAGACUUCCGCCAAGCCGACCAGAAGACCAUCACAUCGAGCUGGAACCAGGCGCCCAACCGAUGGUACAGCGACAAUUCCAGCUCAGCCAACCAGAACUGGAAGAAGUACAGCAGCAGCUGGAUUACCUUCUGACAAAGGGAUUUAUCCGGCCCAGCACGUCCCCAUACGCCGCCCCGAUACUGUUCACACCAAAAAGGGAUGGAGGAUUCCGCAGGUGCAGAGAGUACCGCGCGCUCAACAGGAUUACAAUCAAGUCGCGUUACCCGAUCCCGCGAGUCGACGAACUACUCGACCAACUUUGUGGAGCCAAGUUCUUCUCGAAAAACGACUUGCGAGGGGGUUACCAUGAAAUUCGCGUCGCCGCCGAAGACUGUCACAAAACCGCCUUUCGCACCCGCUACGAUAGCUACAAAUACUUGGUGAUGCCUUUUGGCCUCCCGAACGUGCCCUCGACCUUCCAAAAGACCAUGAACGGCAUUUUCAGGGAACUCUUUGAUAAAUGCGUUAUCAUCUACCUCGACGAUAUACUAAUCUACAACCGCAGCAGGGGGCAGCACUUACAGGAUCUUGAUGCAUGUUGUGUGAUGUCAUCAUAUGCUAUCACAUUCUGUCUGCCUCCCAUCCCAUGUUUUUUCAACUUGCAUAUUCUUGAACUUUGAUUGAACUCUUGAGAUUGAGUUAAGUUCUCCUCCUACAGCUUACCCCCUAGUGCGUCGAAAGCCAUAGCGUCGCGAAUACUUCAUCAAUCAACGUGAUUCAAAUUGGGAACGGUAGCUGAGAUCAAGAGCUACAACAUAUCCAAGUUUCGCGACAUUCCAACGGCUAGUGUUUUGUCGACGUCGUUUCUUGUGAAGACGACUUUUCUGUCCAGAAUUUCGGAUUUAUAUUUUGAGUAAUUCUAGCUCCUAAGUUCACCUAGACUCUGUCCUUAAUCCUAACAAGUGGCAUCAGAGCGAUAUUAAGGACAUUGAGAGGAGUCUACAGAAGUGUGAAGACCCUUCUAGACCCACCAUGGCCUGUGGGUGUGCCUAAGUGGUGUUCUAAAGGUUGGAUGUGUCUUCCGCUAAGGGGAAACUCUGCCGAAAUUUCGUGGACGCCGACACUUGUGAAA